AUGGCCUCCUUGAAAGGAACCAACACUUCCAUCAUCGUCUUUUUCCUCAUGAGCUUUGCCCUGUUCAACUCAGUAUUCGCUCUGGUCCAGAUUCAUCAGGGCUGCUCCUACGACGUUUGGUGUGCAGUUGUCGAAGGAUACGGCCCAGACUCCACCGUUCCUCCAAGCGAGCGUCCACCACCCAACUGGAUCAAACAAGCGCAAGGGUCGAUGCUCGUAGACAAAUUCCUGUCUCAUCCAAAGGACAUCGGUGUCGCUAUCAUGUGUACCCGGAACAAAGAUGCGAGCCCGAUCGAGGUCACUCAAGUCGAAUACACCUGGGAGCCGAAGAACGGAAAGACUUGGUUCGACGUGAGCAAUGUUGCAGGAGAUCCUUUCGUUGCUGAAGGUUUCGGAAUGGUUGUGGAUGAUCCUGUCAAACCUCUGUUCGACACCUGCAAGGGAGCAUAUUGUGGGCCUGGCGAUCAGAACUGUGCCGACGUAUACAUGAAGUGGAAUGACGACUUCCAGGGAAUGAGGACUUGUUCAGAUGCUGUGACCAUCACCUUGGUCCUGUGUUCUGGUUAA
Molecule: messenger RNA, 567 nt
Organism: Exophiala xenobiotica
Lineage: Eukaryota; Fungi; Ascomycota; Eurotiomycetes; Chaetothyriales; Herpotrichiellaceae
Exons: 1
Coding region: 1-567 (188 amino acids)
Source: RefSeq, a predicted model, not a curated record